AUUCCCUUGCAGUUUCUCGCCUUAAAGAUCUUUUAUCAGGGCACCCUUUUGCUACAGAAAAGUGCCCUCCCCAGUUCAACAGUACUGGAAACUGUCCUUGUGGAUUUUAUGGAUGUACAUGUAAUAUCAGAGCAAGGCUAUUUCCAAAAUUGAAGCCAGUUCCAAGUUGUAAUCACCUUCUGAAGAACGUGUGGGAAUGUAUAUUUUAUUGUUAUAUUUUGUGCGGCCGGUAGAGCUGCGGCCUGGUACCGAGAUGCGUAUCGAGCAGUGUGUUAAAAGUUGGGAGUAGUCAUUAGAGGUAACUUGCAUAAAACAAACAGCUGCACAGAGGGUGGCCUGCGUUUGGAAUGAGUUUCCAGAGGAAGUAAUGGAUGCAGAUGUAGUUACAAUGUUUAAAACACAUUUGGAGAAGUACAUGAAUAGAAAAGGUUUGGAGGGAUAUGUGACAAAAACAAAGUUGCUGAAAAAACUCGGCAGGUCUGACAACAUCUGUGAGGGGGGGGAGCAGAAAUCAGAGUUGAUGUUUCAGGCCUGGUGACUCCUCCUCAGAUAUAGGCCAGGAGCAGGCAGGUGGGACUAGUUUAGUUUAGAAUUAUGUUCAGCAGAGACUGGCUGGACCUGGUCUGGUCUGUUUCUGUGCUGUUCGACUCAGUGCAGAUACUGAAAAUCCAAAACAUGCAGCAAGUGCUGGAGGAACUCUGAUUUGGCAGUAUUGAUAAAGAGAGCAACAGUAAAUAUUUCAAUUCUGACAAAGGGUCAUUGGAACCUUCUGUGGAAAGGUGACUGGACUGAACAUGUCUGACCUGCUGAGUGUCUCCAACACUGUGUUUAUUAAGCAACUUGCAUUCUACUUCCUGUAUCUUCAGGACAGUAUUAGCUAAAGUAAAUAAUGAAAGAUACAAUUGUCAUUGCCAUGGCCAUUACCCCACCCAACCUUUGGUCAUUUUGUAGACCACUGGCUGAAUUGUAGCUACAAAACCAGCUUACUGAUAUCUUAUGGCCUUUUUUUAAUCCAGUCAUUCAUGGGAUGUGGUGGCAUUGGCUAGACCAGCAUUUAUUGUCCUCUGGGCAGUUAAGAAUCAACUACUUUGCUGUGGGUCUGGAGUCACAUUGUAGGCCAGACCAGGUUAAAAAUGACAGAUUUCCUUCCCAAGAAGACAUUAGUGAAUCAGAUGGAUUUUUCCUGACAACAGCAAUGGUUUCACAGUCAUUGCUCAACUCGUUAUUCCAGAUCAUUAUUGAAUUCGAAUUCAAAUUCCACCAUCUGCCACAGUGGCAUUCAAACCCAGGUCCCAGAAUAAUAUCUGGAUAAGCAUCUAGCAAUAAUACCAUGUGGUCAUUGCCUACCCGUAUCAAAAACUUGCAUUUAUAUAAUAUUUUGAGUAUAGUUCAAAGGAAUGUGAUCAGACAAAAAAAUGACACCAACCUGCAAAUGAGGUAUUAAGGUUAAUGAAGAGGAGUACUGUGUCAAAGAACCAGGUUUAAGAAGUAUUUUGAAUUUUGAUUUCUGGAACGGCAUGCAGGACAAAGGAAAGAGCAAGACACUCUCUCAACUUUUGGGGAAGGUAGUUCGAGUUCUGGACCUAAACAGGAAAGGUACAACUAAUGGUACUGGGUGAUGAGAAUUGGAGAUGCAGAAAAAGCAAAGAAUUGAACAGUGUGGAGAUAUCCGGAUUGUAUGGUUGAAGGAGGUUACAGAAAUGGGAAGGUGAUAGAUGAUAUUUAGAGUGUGUGUUAUAGUCAUAGUCGUAUAGCAUGGAAACAGAUCGUUCUGUCCAACUCGUCCAUACUGGCUAAGGUUCCCAAACUAAACUAGUCCCACUUGCCCACCAUAUCCCUCUAAUCCUUUCCUAUUCGCGCACCUAUCCAAAUGGUUUUUAAAUGUUGUAACUGUACCUGAAUCUACCACUUCCUCAGGCAUAACAAGAUUUAGAGCUGGAUAAACACAGCCGGCCAAGCAGCAUCAGAGGAGCAAGAAGGCUGACGUUUUGGACCGAGAUCUUUCUUCCUCUGGCAGUUCAUUCCACAUAUGAACCACUCUGUGUGGGGAAAAGUUGUCCUUCAGGUCCCUUUUAAAUCAUUUUGGACGCAAUUUCAAAGUAUGCCCCCUUGUUUUGAAUGCAAACCUGCCCCUACCCCAGGGGAAAAGACUUUGCUAUUCACUCUCCCUAUGUCCCACAUGAUUUUACAGAUCUCUACAAGAUUUCCCCUGUGUAAGGAAGCUUUACAGCAGUGGAGGGCACAUGUCACAGUCACAGAUCUUGAAGACAUGCAGAAGUUACUUAACAUAAACAUCAGUGAUAACAAACACUUGGUUACUGGUUCUGUUGAAGCCAAGGUACUUAAAUGGGGUGAAAGUGUGAAAGACCUUCCAUCUGAGCCAGACUACAUUCUUGUGGCAGACUGUAUUUACUAUGAGCAGUCCCUAGAGCCUCUACUGAGGACGCUGAAGGAGCUUGCAGGGAAGAAUAGCUGCAUCAUAUGUUGCUAUGAAGAGAGGACAAUGGGAAACAACCCUGAAAUAGAGAUUUGUUUUUUUAAGCUUUUGCAGACUGACUUUGAAAUAGAAGAGAUUCCAUUGGACAGGCAUGAUGAGAAAUACAGAAGUGAAGACAUUCAUAUUUUACACAUAAGGAGGAAAGGAAUUCAUUGAGGUUUCUUAUUCUUGAAUUUUCUUUUGUUUUCAAACACCCCCCAAAAGUUCAACCACUACUAUAGCAAUAAAAGUAUAUUUUAAAAAAAACAUAGCUCGUGAAAUGACAUUUAGUAUGUGGAUAUUAACUCCUCUUCACAGAAUGUCAUUACAUUAUUACUUCUCAGUUGUCAUCAGUAUUCGCUCUAACAUUUAUCCUGGCUGUAUGCAAGCUGUAUCAUUACAGUUUCAAACAAAUCUGUAACCUGGUUAAUUUGUAUAAUGAUAUUGUAGGAGAACGGUGUUCAUUUUCUGAUUUCUGUUUGUAGUUCAUGAACAGGUUUGUUGUCAUGAGUUGUGACAUGAUCCAGCAUAUCUUAAUGUUGGAUUUAACCUCGGCCAAGUCUAAUUGUGUGAAUACUAUGGCAUGUUCUGACAGAUCCCUGGUACCCUCCUAGACCAUUGUUCUUUUGGAUUUUUCUUAUGCUUCUGUAAAAAGGGAGUUCCAAAUGUUUGUUGAGGGUUCGCCACCUCCUCCAAUUCACCAGCCCCUAACACCUCAUUUUCACCAUGGAUAUUCAGUCUCUGUACACCGCUGUCCCCCAUGAGGAGGACCUAAAAAGCUCUCCCUUUCUGCCUGUCCAACAGGCCCAACCAGUUCCUCCCCUCCAACGCUUUUUUGUUUGGCAGAAUUAGUCCUCACUCUCAAUAGUUUUUCCUCUGAUUCCUCCCACUUCCUACAAACCAAAGGGAUGGCUAAGGGCACUGGCAUCGGUCCGAGCUAUGCCUGCCACUUCGCAGGAUAUAUAGAACAGACUCUCUUCUGCAGCUACACUAGCACCAUCCCUCACCUCUUCCUCCGCUACAUUGACUGUAUCAGUGCUGCCUCAUGCUCCCACAAGUAGCUCUAAUAGUUAAUCCACUUCACCACCUUUCACCCUGACUUCAAAUUCACCUGGACCAUCUCUGACACCUCCCUCCCCUACCUGGACUUCUCCAUCUUCAUCUCCAGCAACUGACUUAGCACUGAAAUCCACUUCAAACCCACUGACUCGCACAGCUACCUCGACUACACCUCCUCUCACCCGCCCUCCUGUGAUCCCAUACUUCUAAUUUCUCUGCUGUAUCUGCUCCCAGGAUGAAGUGUUCCACUCCUGGACAUCUCAGAUGUCCUGCUACUUCAAGGACUGUAAUUUCACCUCUCCCGUGGCUCAUAAUGUACUCAACUGCAUCUCCAGCAUUUCCUGCACUUCUGCCCUCAACCCCUCCCCCCAACCAAAAAAAUGGAUAGAGUCCUCCUGGCCCUCUCAUAUCACCCCACCAAUCUCCAAAUCUAACGUGUCAUUCUCCGCCAUAUUCGUCACCUGCAUCAGAUCCUACAACCAAAAAGAUAUUUCCUUCCCCAGCCUUAACUGCUGUUCAUAGGAACUUCUCAUUCCACGAGUCCCCCUCCCCUGUCAGCUCCAUGCUCCCCACCAACCUUUCCACCACAUGGAGCACAGGAAGUGCUACACCAGCUCCUACAUCUCCCCGCUCACCUCUGUUCAAGUUCCCAAACAGUUAUUCCAAAUCCAGCAGAGGUUCACCUGUACAACUUCUAACCUGGUCUGUUGCUCUUGAUGCGUUCUCCUCUACAUUGGAGAGACCAAGCGCAGACUCAGCGACCGAUUCAUAGAGAAUCUGUGUUCUGUACACUCCAGUCAACACCACCUUCCAGUUGCCAGCCAUUCAAACAACUUCUCCCACUCCCUUGGCAACAUGUCCAUCCUGGGCCGCCUCCGCUAUCAAAAUAAGGACACACGUAACUUGGAGGAACAACACCUUAUUAUCUGCCUCAGAAGCUUACAACCCAAUGGCCUCAGCAUAGAGUUCACCAGCCUCAAACUCUCCCCGUCCUGGCCUCAUCUUAUGUCCAGCCUUCUUGACCUAACACAACCCGUCCGUCUUCCUUAUUACGUAUCUGCUCCACCCUUCCUACUGACCAAUCUCUACAGCUCCCUAUCUGCAUCCAUCUAUCACCGUCCCAACUAUCUUUCCCCCAGCCCUUUAUUUCCUCCCUCUAUUUAUUUCUGAGCUCCCUUCCCAGUCCUGAUGAAGGGUCCAGACCUGAGCAAUUGACUUUCCUGCACCUCCAGUGCAAUCUGACCUGCUGUGUUUCUCAGCUCCACACUUUAUCAAUUCAAAAUGUUAGUUGGUUUUCAACAGUGAUGUUGAUCAUGUUUGAAAACUGUUGAAUUAACUAUUUUGCAAUGUUAAUGUGUACAAUAUUUUCAACACAAGUUUGAAAAUGACCUGAUUUUGAAGUUCUUUAAUUUUGAAUUGAUUGAAUAAUUACACACCUGUACAUUGCACCUUUCCUUGCUUGAGCUGUUAGCUUUGCCUAAACUAUAGGCUAUUUUACUAUAAAGUGUUAGUUACUUAUUUUGAGUUUUGUAUAAACAUUUAAAAAAUACCUUGUUAUUAAUUACUGGCACAUUCAUAUAGGAGAAACCAAAUGUAAAGAAAACUAAUUUUCCAUGUCUGACUCUUGGUUUAAAUCUGCUUACUUGAAGUCAGUAAUUUUAAAUUUUACAGUUAUCAAAUGCGUACGUCUGUUAUUUGUCAAUAGAAACAAGGCUGUACACCAAAGGUGUCACUUCAAGAAUGCUUUCAAGCAUGAUUUGCAGGCCAUAAACAUUGACUGCAACAUGUGUUAAUAGCUGGUGAAAGAGAAAAAUGGUGACAGAUUUUGUAACUGGUCUGCAUGAUCAGAAUGGUCAUUGGCUGCAGCAGUUUGGAAACCGGUAUGUGGUGCUUGCAGCAGAGCAUGCCUCUUCGGGAUUGACAACAGGGAAGGUGCUUCCUGCCCCUGCUCCAAACCCCCAACCAGUUGGGUUGUUCAUUGCAUUUCCUUCCUUUCUCACAGAUGGAAAAAGGAUGUCACCAGCAUUUUUUCAAUAAAGUAUGAUUGAAGAACUGUA
Messenger RNA from Stegostoma tigrinum, 5592 nucleotides. It is a transcript of the gene vcpkmt, whose product is annotated as valosin containing protein lysine (K) methyltransferase. NCBI's taxonomy places the organism in Eukaryota, Metazoa, Chordata, Chondrichthyes, Orectolobiformes, Stegostomatidae. Gene Ontology annotation, cellular component: cytosol; cytoplasm. The record is from RefSeq and is a predicted model, not a curated record. Bases 2030 to 2653 code for a protein of 207 amino acids. Gene Ontology annotation, molecular function: protein-lysine N-methyltransferase activity. Gene Ontology annotation, biological process: peptidyl-lysine methylation. The transcript is spliced from 5 exons.